This is a messenger RNA of Nicotiana attenuata, 963 nucleotides long. RefSeq lists its product as uncharacterized. The coding region runs from base 1 to 963 and encodes 320 amino acids. NCBI's taxonomy places the organism in Eukaryota, Viridiplantae, Streptophyta, Magnoliopsida, Solanales, Solanaceae. The transcript has a single exon. The record is from RefSeq and is a predicted model, not a curated record.
AUGUUGUUGAGCUGUGGAAGGAAUCAGAGGAAAUUGAGUGAAGCAAUGUGCUACAAGGGAUAUACUCACUCUAUGUAUGACUAUUCAAUUUUUUACAAGAAAACAACUGAGUCAAUAAUAUAUGUGGCAGUAUAUGCUGAUGAUGUAAUACUGACAGGCACUAACAAAGAAGAAAUAGAAGAACUGAAGGGAUUCCUACAUGAAAGCUUCAAGAUCAAAGACUUGGGCAAACUCCACUACUUUCUGGGGCUGGAAAUAUUGUAUAAAGCUUAUGGAAUUGUAAUCACACAGAAGAAAUUUAUGCUUGAUUUACUGAAAGAAUACAACUGCAUGGAUUAUAGCAGUCUUGCUUCACCACUUGAUCUAUCAGUGAAGUUGAGAGCCGAAGAGGGGAUUGCAUUACCUGAUCCCACUUACUAUAGAAAAUUGGUUGGAAAAUUGAAUUUUCUCACCAACACAAGAAUAGACAUAGCCUACAGUGUACAACACCUCAGCCAAUUCAUGCAAGACCCAAGAGAACCCCACCUGAAAGCAGCCUUUCACCUGCUGAGAUACUUGAAGGGUGAUCCCUCAAUGGGACUAUUCAUGUCACAUGAUCCAACAUAUAAUGUUAGAGCCUAUUGUGACUCUGAUUGGGCUGCUUGCCCAUAUUCAAGGAAAUCAGUGAGUGGGUACUUAGUUCUACUAGGGAAUAGCCCAAUAUGUUGGAAAUCUAAUAAGCAAGAGACAAUUUCAUUGUCAUCAGUAGAGGUAGAGUACAUGGCACUCAGAAAAGUAGUUGGGGAGCUGGUGUGGCUAUGCAGAUUAUUUGAAGAACUCAAUAUGCCCUUUAACAAACCAGUAGAAGUCUUUUGUGACAGCCAAUCAGCCCUACAUAUAGCACGAAAUCCUAUGUUUCAUGAGCGAACAAAACACAUUGAAGUGGACUGUCACUUUGUCAGAAGCAAGUUACAAGAGGGUUGA